This is a messenger RNA of Monosiga brevicollis MX1, 786 nucleotides long. RefSeq lists its product as uncharacterized. Lineage: Eukaryota; Choanoflagellata; Craspedida; Salpingoecidae. Gene Ontology annotation, cellular component: membrane. The record is from RefSeq and is a predicted model, not a curated record. The coding region runs from base 1 to 786 and encodes 261 amino acids. The transcript is spliced from 5 exons.
AUGGCCACUAUGAUUGCAGAGGCGUCGCCCUCUGCCCUUUUCGACUGGGCCAAAGGCUUUUGGGAACUGCAGCCCCUGCAAGGGAUUGAAGAGCCCAAUCUCGUGGACCUUGGCAUCUGGACGACCUUCUGGGCUGCCCUCUACGGAUGCCUCUGCUUGCUCAUGCCCAAGGAAUGCCCAGACUGGGUCAUUCGCAUCCAUUCCAACCUACACUGUGCUGUGAUCUUGUUGCUGGCCGGUAGAUGUAUCUUUGUGGUGGAUGAGCGCCAUCCUUUGUCGGCAGCUCGCCUGAAUGAGGCCAAUACGCCCUUGCAGAACUUGACCAUGGUCAUUUCUGCCGGCUAUUUCCUCUUUGACCUCGUGUGGUGCUUGGUGUAUAUGGGCAAGGACUAUACGAUGCUGGGCCAUCACGUGUCUUCAGCGGCGGGCUUGGUGGCAAGCUUGCUUUUGGGCAAGUCUGGCUACGAGGCCGUGGCCGUGCUGGCUGGGGCUGAGAUCACCAAUCCAUUUCUUUCCGUGCGCUGGUUCCUGCGGCAUCUCAAAGCCUACGACACUCCUUUUGCUUGUCUCAAUGACACAGUUUUUGCUUUGACUUUUGCCUUUGUGCGCGUCAUGGCCUACCAUUAUUUUAUCACGGGCAUUGACGCACACCUUGUUAUGAAGCUGGGUGGGCUCUUUCUCUAUUUGCUCAGCGUAGUCUGGUGUGUGCUCAUCUUCCAAGUGUAUGCGCGACGCUACAUCUUAAAGACCGCUCGCCGACGACAGCCGCAACUCAAAGCAGAGUAG